UCAUUUCUGAUCAGAAAUUGUUCUUAGGGAUAGAAGUCUUACCAAACACGCCAUUACGUUCUCUCCUCCAUAUUGAAAGCUAUGGAGGGUCGAGAUCCUCCGCCCAAUUUCAUCAACGUCGUAUCGGCACCUUCUUUCCCACUUACUUUAGUAAACAGGACACGUUCCUAGAUGCAGGUGAGGGCGACCCUCAGAUUGGCAGCGGCUCGGGCCCCUUCAAGUUACUAACCGAACCACUGCCUUCGCACUUUCCGAUCUUUCAUCAUCCAAGUCCGGGCCGCGUCUUCUAGCAUCAAUUAAAUAUUCUCGAGGGUGUGAUGCUGAAGUUUUUCCUUAUUUUAUUCAGCGAGGUCCGCGAGCGUGCUCUGACGAUCCUAAAGAAAGCUCAGGUCCCUCGUUCAGCGUAUUGGAGUUAAUGAGCACCUAAAAAAAGCUCAGGUCCGCAAAUCCUUAACUUGGAGUCUUCCUCAAAAACUCAAGAGUCAAUCCGGCGACAGAUGGAAGUCUGGUUCCUCAUCCUCGUCACCCUCUCCGUCGCCGCCCUCCUCAGAGCCACCCUCAACCUCCUCUCCUCCUCUCCCAACAAGAAGAGCCUCCCGCCGGGCCCCCUUACCUUCCCAGUCGUCGGCAACUUCCUAUGGCUCCGCAAGUCCUCCUCAGAGGUCGAGCCCAUCCUCCGCUCCCUCCACGCCCGUUACGGCCCGAUGGUCACCCUCCACAUGGGCUCCCGACCCGCCGUCUUCGUCGCCUCCCCGGCCCUCGCCCACGAGGCCCUCGUCCAACGCGGCGCCGUCUUCGCCGACCGCCCGCCGCCCUCUGCCACCAUGCGCCUCCUCUCCUCUAACCAGCACAAUAUCAACACCUCCUCCUACGGCCCCACCUGGCGCCUCCUCCGCCGGAACCUCACGGCGGAGAUCCUCCAUCCCUCCCGCCUCCGCUCCUUCUCCCGCGCCCGCACGCGGGUCCUCAACAUGCUCGGGGCGGAGCUCAAGUCACAGCCUGGCGGCGUCGUCCGCGUCAUCGACCACUUCCCGUACGCCAUGUUCUGCUUGCUGGUCCUCAUGUGCUUCGGAGACUGGCUCGAGGAGGAGCAGAUUAAGCAGAUCAAGGAGGUUUCGCGACGGGCGCUGCUGAGUCAACGGCGCUUCAACGUGCUCAGUUUCUGGCCGUGGCUGAGCAAGCUCGUCCUCCGGAAGCGAUGGAAGGAGUUCUAUGAGCUCUGCGAGUGUCGGAAACGCGUCCUCAUCCCGCUCAUCAGAGCUCGACUCAAGGCCAAGCAAGAGCAACUGAGCAAAGCCAAGGAGGACGGGAACGACGGCAAUGGCGAUUGGAUCUUGCCGUACGUGGACACGCUCCUGGACCUGGAGCUGCCGGAGGAGAAGAGGAAGCUGGAGGAGGACCACAUCGUGAGUCUGUGCUGGGAGUUCCUCAACGCCGGCACCGACACAACGUCCACGGCGCUGCAGUGGAUCAUGGCCAACCUGGUCAAGUACCCAGAAAUCCAAGAGAGGCUCUACGAUGAAAUCAAAUCAGUUGUGGGAGAAGGGGCGGAACAAGUGAAGGAGGAGGACCUACAGAGGAUGAGCUACCUGAAAGCAGUGGUACUGGAGGGGCUGCGCCGGCACCCACCGGGGCAUUUCGUGCUGCCGCAUGCGGUGAAGGAGGACGCGGAGUUGGGCGGCUACGCGAUCACCAGGGACGCGACCAUCAACUUCAUGGUGGCGGAGAUGGGUUGGGACCCGAAAGUCUGGGAAGACCCGAUGGAGUUCAAGCCCGAGAGGUUCUUGAACUCCGCCGGCGGAGGAGCAGCCAGCGGGUUCGACAUCACGGGGAACAGGGAGAUAAAGAUGAUGCCGUUUGGGGUGGGGAGGAGGAUAUGCCCUGCGUCCGGGCUCGCGAUGCUGCACCUGGAGUACUUCGUGGCGAACCUGGUGUGGCAGUUCAAGUGGCGGACGGUGGCCGGCGAGGAGGUGGACCUAUCGGAGAAGCAGGAGUUCACCGUAGCGAUGAAGAACCCGUUAAGGGCCCAGAUUUCAUCCAGGAAUUAGGGACCAUUGAAUUUCAGAAAAUUUAUGUCGAUUGUUGCCUUCACGCACUCUCUCUGAUAUGCACGCUUCUUUGCUUGGGAA
Messenger RNA from Eucalyptus grandis, 2129 nucleotides. RefSeq names its product cytochrome P450 89A2-like. The record is from RefSeq and is a predicted model, not a curated record. Gene Ontology annotation, cellular component: membrane. NCBI's taxonomy places the organism in Eukaryota, Viridiplantae, Streptophyta, Magnoliopsida, Myrtales, Myrtaceae. The transcript has a single exon. Gene Ontology annotation, molecular function: iron ion binding; heme binding; oxidoreductase activity, acting on paired donors, with incorporation or reduction of molecular oxygen, NAD(P)H as one donor, and incorporation of one atom of oxygen. Bases 498 to 2048 code for a protein of 516 amino acids.